AUGGCAGUAGAGGAACAGCCCAAGGAGAAAUCCUAUGUUCCUGCUGACCAGCUAAGUCUCGCAAAUAUAACCGGCGAAUCGCCAUAUCUGUCUCUUCUCAACACAGACUAUGCACGAGACAUCGUUGGUCAGUUUCUACAGGACACCGUCUUUGGCAAGCCAGGAGCCAGUCAUGCUUCGCCGCCGAGCUCGACAUCUUCAACUCAAGCGGAAGAAGUCUUGAAGAUUGGCUCGGCGAGUUUCAAUGCAUUUCUUCAAGCCAAUGUUACGGGCCCGGUAUUGGACGGCGCAGCCAAGAGCGACAAGUUGUUCGUCACUACAUACGAGCAACUGGCAGCCGAGUCGGGAGCUCAAGCAAAGCAGGGCCAGAGGAGUAUUGACGCGUUGAGAAGGUCGUGUCUCAGAUCUCUGGACGUGGAUGGUGUAUCAGUCUAUUCGAUUAUUCCUCACAUUGAGCUAUUCUGUCUCGCAAAAUGGAUAUUCACAUCGGGCCAAGUGUCUCUUGCUACAGCCAGUCACGAGCAGGAUGAGUUGACCAGAGACCUGGUAUGGAUGCGUUUCCGCAUUCACCUGUGGCAUUAUAAGCUGCUCUCUCAGCCCUCGCUCGGCCCAGGAUCACUAUUCACCAAGAGCGGACGGUUCACCGAUGUGGGAACGCUACAAGAAUUAAUCGAGACGAGCCUGGUGGAAGCUGGUCAGCGUAUCUUUGCCGCCGGCACUGGAUUAUCCAAGGAUGCCAAGGUUCAGUUCCUUCUGGAAGAAGCCAACGCACAUAUAAUGCUCGGCAACGACCACAAGGCAAAGGAGGCUCUUAGUAAAGCUGCCGAAACUUCGGGUUUCGUGUUUGCUCUCUCCGGCGCACUCGGCAAGCGAACAAAGUUCCAACAAGACAGCACAAGUCAGUUGGUUGUUUUUGCCAAGAGCAGCGAUCACGAACAAGACGUUGAACAGAACUCGGCAAACGCCGCACCGAGCGCUGUUCCCUUGAAUGAUGAGACACUGCUGGAAAAGGUGUCGUUCACAAAUGACAAGGUCGAAGACGUCACCGAGUCGAACCUGCCCGAAGCUCUGCAGGGUCUUACACCACAGACCCAACCCCAACUCAAGGCUGAAGAUCAAAUCAUCUUGCUUACCGAAGCAACCCUCAAGGACACCUUUUCCCCGGCAGACUCCCUCACGUUGGAAGAAGUACUCCCUUUUGCGGAGAGGGUCAUUGAGGACAAGUCGACAAAUUGGCAGGUCUAUACCCAGGCCCUACUCGUGCGCUCGAGGAUAGAGCUGAACCGAAGUCGCACAAUCGAACGUGGUGUGCUGCAAUUGCAAGCCGUGGUCGAUCAAGUCAUUGUAGACACUGACGCCGCCAAUACAAAUAUAAAGGCAGAAGAGCACUCUGAAGACGCAAAUGGGGAUGACUUGAUGCCCACUAUCACAGUAUCCGGUGAGGAUAACGAACCACAAGUCAACGACGCUCCCAAAGCUACGUCCUUCCUACCUGCUGCCAAAGCUUCCGAGUCGGCAUCUCCUCAGGUACGAUUGCGAUACGUGAACGCCCUAUCCUCCCCACCGAGGUGGCACUUGGAGUCAGAGCUUGCCUUUGCCUGGACGUCGGUGGGAUCUCUUGUAUCUGCACUGGAGAUUUUCAAGCGGCUGCGUCUAUGGCCUGAAGUAGCCUUGUGCCUGGCCAGCAGUGCAAAUACGGAUGAUUCCGAUGGUCGUGGCAGCGGCGGUGAAGAAAAGGCACGGGCAAUUGUGCGGUGGAGGCUGUUCCACCGUACCGGGCAAACGCCCGAGACCGACAAUGAUGACAAAGAAGAUGGUGUACCCGAUACUGAUGCCCUCAACGCAAAAGACUUUGGCGGCGCGGAACGCCAACCCCCUCCACCUAAUGCACCCCGUCUGUGGUGUAUCCUGGGCGACUUGGAAAAUGAACCCAAACACUACGAACGUGCUUGGGAGAUAUCCAACCACCGCUUUGGACGAGCACAAAAGUCACUUGGCGAGCUGUACCUGGCUCAGAAGGAUUUUGAGAAGGCAGCAGAAGCCUAUCGCCUCGCUGUAGGGGUCAACAGGCUCAGUCCCGAGCUUUGGGGCCGCUUGGGUGACAUUGAGCUCAGGCUGGGUCACUUCCCUGACGCAACGGAGGCUUACCAGCGAGCCAUAGGAGCGUCCAACGGCGAAGAAGGUGGUGAGGGCGCCAGGACCUGGAGCAAUCUGGGAACGGCUCUAUUGUCCUGGUACAAACAGAUUGCCAAGGAGAGCAAGGGACUGAAGGAGAAAAAGACUGCAGAUGCCGACGACGAUGACGAAGAUGAGAAUCAGAACGACGACUCAAUCAAGGGCAUCGAUGCCUCUAGUAUGCCAGCGACAGCGCGCGCCGCGGAGCUUAACAAGCCUGCCCACAAGCUGAUCCAAGACGCCCUCACAGCGUUCAAGCGCGGAGCCACCAUUGCCCACACCAACUGGAGGAUCUGGGAUAAUGUUGUCACGCUCGCCGCCUCUCUUUCCCCAGAGCCCGCCCUCGACGACGUCAUUCUGGGCACCCGCAACGUCCUGCGCAUUCGCAACAGCGAGGAUGCCCUCGACGCCGAGAUUCUCGCCCUCCUGGUGCGGGAAGCGACCAAGGAGGCCCCCUCGACGUCGAGCGAAGGUGUAUACGUCGCGCCGCGCGGCAGCAUGCAGAACAAGGUCAUUGCGCUCAUCGAGAAUGAGGUUGUACCCAUUAUCACGACCAACUCGGAGAUAUGGUCCAUCGUAUCGCGCCUGCGCGCCUGGAGAAGGGACUUUUCUGGUGCUGUCGAGUCCGCAGAAAAGGGCUGGCGCGCCGCCCUAGGCUCGACCGCGUCCUCAUCGUCGUCCCUCGAGGUCACCACGGCGGCUGGCAGAGGCGGCGGCAACGGCAACUGGCAGUCUGGUGAAGACAAGGACGCCUGGGAGACGGUAGUCUCGAGGACGAGCGAUCUGGUAGCCGCCUACGAAAACUGGGGACCCCGUGUCGAGACCAUUGGAGAGCAGAGGUGGAAGGGCAAGGCCAGGAGUGCGGUCCGGAGCGUCAUGGGUAAGGGCAAGGAGAUCUGGGAAGGCAGUGAAGGAUGGUCGACCCUGCAGUCCCUUAUGGAGGAUCUCAGAGCAUAG
This is a messenger RNA of Pestalotiopsis fici W106-1, 3132 nucleotides long. RefSeq lists its product as uncharacterized. Bases 1 to 3132 code for a protein of 1043 amino acids. Gene Ontology annotation, molecular function: protein binding. The transcript has a single exon. NCBI's taxonomy places the organism in Eukaryota, Fungi, Ascomycota, Sordariomycetes, Amphisphaeriales, Sporocadaceae. The record is from RefSeq and is a predicted model, not a curated record.